This is a messenger RNA of Prunus avium (sweet cherry), 1356 nucleotides long. Lineage: Eukaryota; Viridiplantae; Streptophyta; Magnoliopsida; Rosales; Rosaceae. The record is from RefSeq and is a predicted model, not a curated record.
AUGGCUGAUCUUGCCUUUCCUUUGGCAACCAAACUCAUUGAAAAGCUCGGUUCCUCUGCUUUUAAGCAGAUCUGCUUGGCAUGGGGCGUUAAAGCUGAUCUGAAAAAGCUUCAGCGCACAAUGUCCACCAUCAAAGAUGUCCUCUUGGAUGCCGAACAGAAGCAAGCUCAUAACCAGCAGAUACGCAGUUGGCUAAGACAGCUUAAAGAUGUAUUUCUUGAUGCCGAGGAUUUGUUGGAUGAGUUUGAGUGCGAAGCUUUGCGGAGGGAAGUGGUGGAAACAUUUCAUGGUACAACUGGAAAGGUACGCCGUUUCUUCUCUCGUUCUAAUCCAAUUGCAUUCCGUUUCAGAGUAGGCAAUGAAAUCAAGGAGAUUAGAGAGAGGUUAGAUGAGCUCAAGUCCAAUAAAGCUAUAUUUGAUUCUCUCACCAUUCUUCCUCAUGGAGAUGGAGGUGAUCAUCAUGAAAGACCCUUCGUUCCUGCUUCAAAGGUUAUUGGUAGAGAGUCUGAGAAGGAAAAAAUUGUAAAUCUGUUGAUGCAACAAGGUGAUGAUGAUCAAAGCCGGAAUUCUAAUAAUAAAGUCUCUGUCAUUCCGAUAGUGGGGAUUGGGGGUUUAGGGAAGACCACACUUGCCAAGUGGGUGUACGAUGAUAAAAGGGUCGUUGGGCAUUUCGAAUUGAGGACGUGGGCAUCUGUUCCGGUGGACUUUGAACUUACUAGAUUGACAAGACUGAUUCUCGGUUCUGCAUUAGAUACAGAGAUCAGUGAUAAAUUGACUCUGGAUCAGUUGCAAGGAAGGCUACGUGACGCUUUAAAGGAUAAGAAAUUUCUGCUUGUCUUGGAUGAUGUUUGGAAUGAUGAUGCUUUGAAGUGGAGUCAGUUGAGAGAUCUAGUGAUAGAGGGAGCCAAGUCAGGAAGUAAGAUUUUAGUGACGACAAGAAGUACCGCAUUUGCUGAGAUCAUGGGUACCAUUCCAUCAAACAUUAAUUUAGAAUUUCUUUCUUUCGAGGAUUGUUUGUCUUUGUUUGUAGAAUGUGCUUUUAAAGAGGGACGUGAUAAAGACUAUCCUAACCUCUUUGAAAUGGGAAAGGAUAUUGUCAGAAAGUGCGGAGGGGUUCCAUUGGCAGUGAAAACUUUAGGGAGUCAACUACACUCAAAAACCGAUGAGCGCGAAUGGAAAUUGGUGAGAGAUUCUGAGAUAUGGAAAUUAGAUCGGGAAGAUGCCUGUCACAUUUUACCUGCUUUGAGAUUGAGUUAUACCCGAUUACCUCAUCAUUUGAGACAAUGUCUUGCUUACUGUUCACAUCUUCGAAAGGAUAUGAUUAGAUUUAGUAGUUUUCAAUUGAUCAUAUAUUGA